AUGUCGGCUGAAAACUCAUUGGAAUCAAUUCCCAAGAUUUUGGAACAAUCAUUGAUACCUCAAUUUUCCAAUCAAGCAGAAAAGGCAUUGAAAUCAAUGGAGAAUGAGCCAGGUUUUUCCAUCAAUUUACUACAUAUCAUUGCAUCCACCAAUCUUUCUAAUUCAAUUCGAUUAGCAGCAGCAUUAUAUUUCAAAAACUUAGUUAAAAGAAAAUGGAUAACUGAGGAUGGAACUAAUUAUCUUUUACCAUUGGAAGAUGUCAACAAAAUUAAGUUUGAAAUUAUUGAUGUCAUGAUUAGCUUGCCUAAUCAAUUACAAAUUCAAGUUGGUGAAGCAAUUACUUUAAUUGCUGAGUGUGAUUUUCCUCACAAUUGGCCCAAUUUGAUUGAUAUUUUGGUUUCGAAGUUGUCAUUGACUGAUUUUGUCAACAACAAGGCCAUUUUAUUGGUUUCACAUUCUAUUUUCAAGAAAUGGCGACCACUUUUCCGAUCCGAUGAAUUGUUUUUGGAGAUAAAAUUGGUUUUGGAAAAGUUUGUGGAACCGUUUUUGAAAUUGUUUGUUGAAUUGGAUCAUUUGGUUGAUAAACUGAAGGAUAAUGAGGCCCAAUUGGUGAUUUAUUUCGAAAACUUGUUAUUGUUGAUGCAGAUUUACUACGAUUUCAAUUGCCAAGAUAUCCCUGAGUUUUUCGAAGACCAUAUGAAUGAAUUAAUGAAUAUUGUACACAAGUACUUGGUUUAUGAUAAUCCUUUGCUUUUAAAGAAAGAUGAAGAUGAAGAAGUUGAUGUUUUGAUCAAGGUAAAGACUUCAAUUAUUGAAUUGUUGUCAUUAUACGUGACUAGAUAUGCAGAUGUUUUUGAGCCAUUGAUUCAAACAUUCAUUACAUCAGUUUGGGACUUGAUCAACAAUUUUGUCACCAAACAACCUAAAUUUGAUUUACUAGUGGUCAAAGCUUUACAUUUCUUGUCGUCCAUUAUCAAGAUACCAACAUAUCAAUCACUUUUCCAAAGCGAACAAUCAGUGAACGAAAUUAUAGAGAGAAUCAUAUUGCCUAAUAUCAUGUUGAGAGAGAAUGAUGAAGAAACAUUUGAGGAUGAGCCUAUAUUGUAUGUCAGGUCAGACUUGGAAGGAUCUGAUUUUGACUCGAGAAGGAAAAGCGCCACUGACUUUUUGCGGGAAUUGAAGGAGUUGAAUAGCGAAUUGUUGACGACUACCGUGAUGAAGUAUGUGGAUCAGUUCUUGAGCUUUGCUGAUAACGAUUGGAAACACAAGGAUACUGCUAUUUACCUAUUCAGCUCACUAGCGACCAAGGGAAGUGUAACUAAUGUUGGAGUCACCUCAACCAAUGUUCUCGUUGAUGUGGUUGACUUUUUUUCUAAAAAUAUUGCUCAUGAUUUGGAGUCAAAUGAGGUGCAUCCAAUCUUGCAAGUGGAUGCAAUAAAGUAUAUCUUCACAUUUAGAAAUCAACUCACAAAAGAUCAAUUAUUGAUCACUAUACCUCGAUUAAUUAACCACCUCGAAGUUAAUUCCAAUGUUGUCGUAUACACCUAUUCUGCAAUCACCAUUGAGAAAUUACUUUCAAUGACCAACUUCAGUCAGGGCCAUCAACCUGUGUUCGAUAAAAAUGAUAUCGAACCAUUUGUUACUCCAUUAUUAACGAAAUUGUUCAACUUGAUACUCAUGAAUAGUACAACUUCGCCUGAAAAGCUAGCCGAGAACGAGUUUCUUAUGAAGUGUAUAAUGAGGGUUUUGAACACAUGUGAGGAUUUGUUCUCUGAAAGAGUGACAAUCAUUGAUCAAUUAUUGCAAAUACUCAAAAUAACUGCUAAGAAUCCAUCCAAUCCCAAAUUUUCCCACUAUACAUUUGAGUCAUUGGCUCUACUUUUCAAAUACGGAGCUCAACAAGAUCCCAAAAACAUAAACCAAUAUAUCGAACAUGCUAUUCCAGGUUUGCUCGAUAUCCUUUCUGAAGAUGUUCAAGAAUAUGUUCCGUAUACAUUUCAAAUUUUGGCUUAUUUGUUGGAAAAAUAUCCCAAGUCAAGUGGAUUACCAGAAACUUACAAAUCAUUAAUACAACCAUUGAUGUCGCCUUCUGUAUGGCAAUUCAAGGGUAACAUUCCAGGAAUCACUCGAUUACUAAUUUCAAUCUUGGAGCAUGAUCCCACUUUUUUCGUUGAGGCCAAUCAUUUGACUCCAUUAUUGGGAGUUUUCCAGAAUUUGCUUGCAAGUAAAGCCAAUGAUAUCUAUGGAUUUGAUUUGGUUCAAAGUAUAUUGUUGAAUGUGCCCUUGUCCUCGUUACAACCAUACCUCAGUAACAUUGCUCGAUUAAUUCUUACUCGAUUACAAAAAUCACGUACUGAUAAAUUUGUCAAACGAUUUAUUGUGUUUUUAAAUGUUUUAACCACGGUUAAUCUCAGUGAUGUCAAGUAUACUAAUAGUGAUGCAGUAUCAGGCGGUGAUUUCAUUAUGCAAUUGAUUAACUCAGUCCAACUGGGAUUAUUUGGGCAAAUUUAUUCAUCAUUUAUGUUGCGUACUUCAUCAGUAUUGGCCAAUUUACAAGACAAGAAAAUUGUUAAUAUUGGUAUUAGUAUGUUGUUGACAAAUGCCAAUUUCCAAUCGCAGUAUGUAGGCAUGAUUGUUGAUACAAUUGAAACAUUGAUUAACAAUUUGAACUCAUAUGAAGGUAUAGCCAAGGGAAACACUAGUUCAGUGACGAAUGAAGCAAACGUUGUUGCAAUCUCAUCCAUUUCCGGUGCUGCUGCUGGUGGAUUAAAUGAAUUGGAUUCUGAUUUAUCUACAUUUGGAUCGCAUUAUUCCAAAUUGGCAGCAAUUGCCCAGACACCAUUUGACCCAAUCUCAAAAAUUAAAAACAAUGAUUUUGAAUUGAUUAAAACUACAAUUUUGGCCAAUAUUAAGAAAGUUGAUGGUGCUGUGUUGAAUCAAUUAAAUGUGGAUACACAAGCAAUUUUGCAAAAAAUGUUUUAA
This is a messenger RNA of Lodderomyces parapsilosis, 2982 nucleotides long. RefSeq names its product importin-alpha export receptor. Gene Ontology annotation, biological process: protein export from nucleus; protein import into nucleus. NCBI's taxonomy places the organism in Eukaryota, Fungi, Ascomycota, Pichiomycetes, Serinales, Debaryomycetaceae. Gene Ontology annotation, cellular component: cytosol; nuclear envelope. The record is from RefSeq and is a predicted model, not a curated record. Gene Ontology annotation, molecular function: small GTPase binding; nuclear export signal receptor activity. The coding region runs from base 1 to 2982 and encodes 993 amino acids. The transcript has a single exon.